GAGUUUUUUUUUGUUUUCAAAGACGAAUAGACGAACGCUUCGCGUCGGCGGUUGACUUGCGUGUGUUUAUUUACCUUUUUGAAGCCCGCACUUCCAGUGUUUUGUUUUGAUUUUUGGCACAAUUGCUUAUUUUGACAUUGACUAUUGCCUAAAAACUUCAAAAAUGCUAAAGCAUAAAGAUAAUUUGGGAUUAAAACGCUCUUUUUCCUUGACUGCUUGCGGUUUCCUUUUUGUUUUUGUGUGCAGCAAAUAAACUCGUUUGCCUCUGUGUGUGUGUGUGUGAGCGUUUGUUUGCGCGCGGCUUUUUUUACUUAAUUUUUUUUGUAUAUUUUUUGAUAUAUUAUUGUUGUUAAUGUUAUUUGCCCGAAGUGUAUUCUGCGAAGAUAUUAACGCUCCUGCACGACAUUUGUAUUUCCAUUAAAGUUUCUGAGAGAAAAGCAAAAGGAAAUCAACAGGACGGCAGCAACAGUUGAAGGCGGCAGCGUCGCAGGCCGUAAGAUGUCAUUGACGAAAAAGGAUCCAUCGCUGAGAGUGGCCGCCUCGGAUCCGCAUCUCGUUUCUCUGGGCGGAGGACGUCUGAGCACCGCCGUUACCAUUCACUAUAUUCACAUAGGUGACACGACAAUCGGAUCGGCGCCCAGUUGCAGCAUCUCGUUAAAUGGAAGCGGAGUACGUCCGCUCCACUGCACCAUUUACAGGAGUGACGCCAACGAAGUGACUUUGGUGCCCGAAAAGGACAGUCGUCUUUUAAUCGACGGAUCUCCCAUUCUGGAGGAGACGAAACUCAGCCAGGGGGCGAUGAUUACAAUUGGCAACUCGAACUAUCUGAGAUUCAAUAAUCCGGACGAGGCGCAGAUGAUGCGAUCGGCGAUGGGCUCCAACGAGAGGAUAUCGAUGCCCCAGAUCGACUUUACGCAGUCGGCGCGUCAGGCCCACGAUCUAAGUCAGUCCUUGGAGCUGGAGUCCUUCUACGAGAGUAUCAUAAAUCCGAUAAACAACUCGUCGGCCUAUGAGCUGGAGUGCCCGAAGGUGUUCACCUCCGACCUGGUCACCGUCAACAUGCCCGCCAAAGAUGUCCUCGGCCAGAAGUACGCCAGUUUCGCCCGCAAUCUCGCCGAGAAUCAUCGCAACGAGAAGCAGCUGAACAACCAGUAUGCCAAGGGAGUGGGCAGUCAUGGUGGCUACUGGAAUGUGCCAAGCAAUGCAGCCAUUUACAAGGAACACCACCAGCAGCAGCAGAACCAGCAGCAGCUCCAGAAUCAGCCACAAAGUCAGCCGGACUUGCUGACGAAAGUCAACAACGAUCGGUAUGAUCGGUAUCCCAAGACCGGUGGUCUCCAGAUCUACUCCAUGAACAGUGUCAACAGUGAGAUCAACAACGGCCUCGUUUCCGGCAAUAAUUCUGUCAACGGCAGUGGUCCCGAGCUGGAGGACAUGCUCAAGAUCUGCACGGAGUACGCGGACAGGAACAACUCCAUCAAUCCCCCCCACAACACAUCCAGUACCUCCAGCAUUACCUCCUCCCCCAUUGUCCAGAAUCGGAUCAAGACGAAUGGCUCCCUGCCGCGGGACAAGAACAAGUCACCGUUCCCCCAGGCGGGUGCAGGAUCUGGAGCUGGUAGCACCGCCAACCUGGCCAUGCUGAGCAGCUCCUCCGGCUACGAGAAUGUGCGACUGCUGGGACCCAAUCGGGUGGAGAUCAACGGCCAGAUACACGUCCCAGCUGCGGCAGGAGGCGGUGGUUCUGGCGUCAAUGGCAGCGCUAUGGCUCCCAGUCCAGCGGUUCGAGCUAGUCACGAGAAUCUGGUUAACAAUGGUGGCUCCACAACCGGACCAGGUCCAGGGCCAGGAUCAGGACAAGGGCCAGGACCUGGCGGAAAGUAUGUGCCACAAAGUCCGAGGACAAAGAUCCGGACCAACUGCAUGUCGCCAAAGAAAGAUGUAUCCUUCGGCAAUGCCUUCGCACUGGCCAUCAGCUCCCUGCCGCAGGCAUCCACGGCCGUGGUGUCCGCUCCAUUUCCGAUGAUGAAGCCACCACUGGCGCCCAAGCCGCCGGCCCCCAACCAGCAGCGGGACUACGAGCAGCUGUUCAAGUCCUUUGAGAGGAAGCAGCAGCAACUGGACCGGCUGGUGCCGCCCAAGCGGAGCAACAAGAACAUCAACAAUCUCACCCUGAACCUGCAGCCCCAAGAGAUGCAGAGCCAGUCGCCAAAGAUGAGCCGGAAGCCAGCACCGGCGCCCAGGAGCCUACACCUGGAACAGCGCCAGCGAAGGGAGCUGAUGCAGCGGCGGAAGCAGCUCAAGAAGGAGCUGGCGGAGCUGCCGCCCUCGGCGGGAAUCGACACCCUAGAGUUGGAACUGGGGGAGCAGCCCUUGCCCGCCACUGCCUCGCCGAGGUUGCAGCUCCAGGCCUUGCAGAACAAGAUCCGCCGACUGGAGGCCCAAAGGAACGCCACGCGGGUCAUGGAGGAGAACCAACAGGCCAAGCUGAAGCAGUCCAUUGAAAUGAAGCAGGAUCAGCUGAAGAAGUUGCGAGCCAUGCUGAAGCAGAAACCAAACAACGCCUGCCUGAAGGAGGAGCUGCAGCUGGUGUGCGAGUCCCUGGAGAGCGAUAGAAAGACUUUCGAGGAUCUGGAGUUCCAGUACUUUGAAGAGGAAUCCGAACACCAUGCCAGCCACGAGGAACUGAAGCGCCAGGAGCAGCGCUUGUCCCUCGAAGCGGAGUUGGCGGCUCUGCGCAUUCAGAUCGGUCCGGACGAGGAGGAGUCCACGCCGCCCAACUCUCCAGCCUCCAAUCAUGGCAACGGCAGCAGCAAUCUGGUCAACGGGGUGAUGUCCCAGUCGUUGUUUGGAUCCGCGGAGCUGCUCUGCCCGAAGCGGAAUCAGGAGGAUCUGAUGUCCAAGAGCGUGAACGAGAACAUGUUCUACAACCAUAAGAUCGAGGCCACCACCAGCACUCCCAAGCGCCUGCCCCUCCAACUCUUCGAGGAUGUCCAGAACGGUGGAAGUUGCGAGCAGAUCAGUUUCAACCUAUCCCUCCAGAGCGAUCGGUUUGAGGUGAAUCCGCUGGAGCGACGGGUACCGUCGCAGGACGACAUCGAUCGCAGCUGCAAGGUGGCCAACGAUGCCCCCAUCUCCGCCAGCCAGGGCGCCAGCACCAAGAUCUUCGACAGCAUCAAGGAGAUCGAGAAGAAUCGCAAGCUUCUAUUGGCCCAGCAGGGUCAUCAGGUCAUCGAGCACGAGCGCCAAAAGAUCUACGACCUGAAGAAGAAAAGCCAUGACGAGGCUCGCACCCAGUACUUGCUCUCCACCCAGCAGCAGCUAUCGAUGGGCCAAUCAAUGGAACAGUUGGAGACGAACGCCAACGGCGGCAAAGAUGCGAAAUUAUUUGAGAAGGCCGAGAUGCAGAAGCUCAACAAAGCAGAUGACACAAUAGAGGAAGAUGGGAAGAAGGCAAACGGCGAUAAGGAGAAUAAUGUGCAAAACAGAAAGUCAACCGGCAGCAGUCCAACAACAACAACAACCACAGAGGCAACACCUCAACAGCAACGCCAUUCGCAGCCGGAACUGGAGCACCAUGCCCUUGCCCUGGGCCUGAGUGGCAAUGGUGGUGGCAACCAAUUGGUGACCCGCAGUCCCCGACCCCUUUCCGAGGCCAACAACUGCGAUGCUGCCAUCGAGGCGCCCAAAUUCAGCAACGGAUUGGACUCAUCGGCGGACAAUAAGAGAGCCAGCAGCAAUAGCAACUCACAGGAUACGGCCUCGGCGGGAAGUGGCAGUGGGAAUAGUGGAAGUGGCGGCAGCACAGCCAGCACCGACAGGAAACGCGUUCUUCCCAAACACCAGAGACCACUCACCCGCUACCUGCCCAUCUUCUCGCCGGAUCUGAACCUGAGGCAUCACAUCGAGACCGCCGGCCAUCAGAUCGACCUCUGUCCUCAUGUCUUUGUCGAUGCCCACAGCUGUAGGGGAUACCUUCACAAGUUGGGAGCCACAUUUCAUACUUGGUCGCGUCGCUGGUUUGUUUUGGAUCGUCAGAGGAGUGCUUUAAUAUAUUAUUCCGAUAAGUCGGAGAGGAAGCCAAGAGGCGGUGCCUAUUUUGCGACUAUUGACGAGGUCUAUCUAGAUCACCUGAAUGCCUCGAAGAGCGGCCGGCCGCACUGCACAUUCAUUGUGAAGACGAAAAAGCGAAGCUACAAUCUGCAGGCGGCCUCCGAUUCAGCGGCGCGCAUUUGGAUCGAUGCCAUAAUCACGGGGGCCCAGGGCAACCUGGACUACUAAUAGAAGGGAGCCUUCUUUAAAAGGAUCCUCACACUUCUGCCCAGUGUAUAGUCUCAGCAUUAAAUGGAAAUGAGUUGCAUCCUGCAAGCUCAUCUAAUCUAUAAACUAAAACUUUAGAAACAUAAGCAAGGAGGAAUAUAAGAAAUUUGCUCAAAAAAACCGCAUCCUGCAUCCGUGGGUUACUUCCAGGACCUGUAACCUUUAUUAAUUUUAUUUGGCGAACUAACGAAAUCCGAGAUUUCAGUACUGGACCAAAGUCGAAAAUGUAUUUUUUUUUUAUAUAGACCUAUAAUGUACAUGUAGCGCCUAAUGCUUUUUACUUUAUGAUAAAUUAGUUAAGUCCUAUUUUUCUAUCGCUAAAUUUAGAAAUUAAAAAAUGUAUGUACAUCAUGGAAAGCCCAACGCUACUAACACAGCCACAUCAAAGCCUAAUCAUACGAAUAACUAUAUAUAUUAAUAUAUAUACUUACGAUAACGUAUUUGUCUAAAAAAAAAAGGAUAAAAUGUCUAGACUAAAUGCCUGUAUACAAUUUUUUAUAACCAUUUGACCAUUGUACUUUUGACUUUUGUACGUUUCAUUGUGAAUUUUUUACCUAUUAACUUAUACAUUUAUACUAUUAACUAUUAUAUUUGAUAUGAAAAAUAUACCAUAUAUUUUGAUAAAUGUAUAAUUCGAACGAUCGGAGGACACUACUACUAGUGUCCAACUACUAAGCCCAAGACUAAAAAAAAAAAACUAAAGUUUAAAAACCAUUUGCUCAGGCAACUGAAAAGGAUAAUCAAAAGUUAAAAGCGUGUGAGAACAACAACUAAUAAGAAACAAUAACUAUGAAUGUGUAACAAGUAUAAAUAGUUAAUAAAAAUCAUUUGUUUUUAUAGAAAAUA
Drosophila ananassae is the source of this 5166-nucleotide messenger RNA. RefSeq names its product pleckstrin homology-like domain family B member 2. The record is from RefSeq and is a predicted model, not a curated record. The transcript is spliced from 11 exons. NCBI's taxonomy places the organism in Eukaryota, Metazoa, Arthropoda, Insecta, Diptera, Drosophilidae. The coding region runs from base 499 to 4281 and encodes 1260 amino acids. Gene Ontology annotation, molecular function: protein binding.